AUGGGGAAGAAGCAGCCGAGGGCAGCAGCAAGUGCUGCUCCAAACUGUGAGCUAAAAUCCUAUUCUAAGAGCACAGAUCCUCAGGUAUCUACCAUGGUGUUGGAUCCUGAAGAAAAGAUUCCAGACGAUGGUGCUUCUGGGGACCAUGGAGACUCGGCCAGCCUCGGUGCCAUCAACCCUGCUUACAGCAACUCUUCCCUCCCACAUUCCACCGGGGAUUCUGAGGAGCCCUUCACCACCUACUUUGAUGAGAAAAUCCCCAUUCCUGAGGAGGAGUACUCUUGUUUUAGUUUCCGUAAACUCUGGGCCUUCACAGGACCUGGUUUUCUUAUGAGCAUUGCCUACCUGGAUCCAGGAAACAUUGAAUCUGAUUUACAGUCUGGAGCAGUGGCUGGAUUUAAGUUGCUCUGGGUGCUCCUGCUGGCCACUAUUGUGGGGCUGCUGCUCCAGCGUCUCGCAGCUCGACUGGGAGUGGUCACCGGCUUGCACCUUGCUGAAGUGUGUCACCGUCAGUAUCCCAAGGUCCCACGGAUCAUCCUGUGGCUAAUGGUGGAGUUGGCAAUCAUUGGUUCUGAUAUGCAGGAAGUCAUUGGCUCAGCCAUCGCCAUCAAUCUCCUGUCUGCCGGAAGGGUUCCCCUGUAUGGUGGAGUCCUCAUCACCAUCGCAGAUACUUUUGUAUUUCUCUUUUUGGACAAAUAUGGCUUGCGGAAGCUGGAAGCAUUUUUUGGCUUUCUCAUCACUAUCAUGGCCCUCACAUUUGGAUAUGAGUAUGUUACAGUGAAACCCAGCCAAAGCCAAGUACUCAGGGGCAUGUUCGUGCCAUCCUGUUCAGGCUGCCACACCCCUCAGGUGGAGCAGGCGGUGGGCAUCGUGGGAGCUGUGAUCAUGCCACACAACAUGUACCUGCACUCUGCCUUAGUCAAGUCUAGACAAGUGAACCGGGCCAAUAAGCAGGAAGUUCGAGAAGCCAAUAAGUACUUCUUCAUCGAGUCCUGCAUUGCACUCUUUGUUUCCUUCAUCAUCAAUGUCUUUGUCGUCUCCGUCUUUGCUGAAGCAUUUUUUGAGAAAACCAAUGAGCAGGUGGUUGAGGUCUGCAGAAAUAGCAGCAGCCCCCAUGCUGACCUCUUUCCUAACGACAACUCUACCCUGGCUGUGGACAUCUACAAAGGGGGUGUUGUGCUUGGAUGUUACUUCGGGCCUGCGGCCCUCUACAUCUGGGCGGUGGGGAUCCUGGCUGCUGGACAGAGCUCCACCAUGACUGGAACCUAUUCUGGCCAGUUUGUCAUGGAGGGAUUCCUGAACCUAAAAUGGUCGCGCUUUGCCCGCGUGAUCCUGACCAGGUCUAUUGCCAUCAUCCCUACCCUGCUUGUUGCUGUCUUCCAAGAUGUGGAGCAUCUGACAGGGAUGAAUGAUUUCCUGAAUGUUCUGCAGAGCCUACAGCUCCCCUUUGCCCUCAUCCCUAUCCUCACCUUCACAAGCCUGCGGCCAGUGAUGAGUGAGUUCUCCAACGGAAUAGGCUGGAGGAUCGCAGGCGGCAUCUUGGUCCUUCUCGUCUGCUCCAUCAACAUGUACUUUGUCGUGGUCUACGUCCAGGAGCUAGGGCAUGUGGCACUGUAUGUGGUGGCUGCAGUGGUUAGCGUGGCUUAUCUGGGCUUUGUGUUCUACUUGGGUUGGCAGUGUUUGAUUGCGUUGGGCCUGUCGUUCCUGGACUGUGGGCGCUCGGUAAGCAUCUCUAAAGUCCUGCUGAGCGAAGAUACCAGCGGUGGCAAUACUAAGUAAACACUGGGUCAGCCUGUCUGUCUGUCUUUGCAGGGAGCCAUCAGAGCCAGUGUGUUUCUAUGGUUUACUGUGUGAACAUAGCCACAAGUAUGUGCCGUUGCACAGACUGCAUUUAGGGACCAACUGUUAGUUGGGAAACACUGGGGUGGGUGUGUGGUGUGUGUGUGUGUGUUGUUUCCUUCUGUCUUUGUCAAAUAGCAUGCUGCUAUUAAAUGCUUGGUGGCCUAAAACUCUGUGUAGCCUAGGCUGCCUUCAAACUUACAGCAAUCCUCCUGGCUCAGCCUCCUGGGUGCUGGGAUUCCAGGCAUGUCUACCGCUCCUGGCUGUCACGAGUGCUUACAAGAUGACUGGUUUUGUCAGGGGAGGUCUUACCCUGUAGCAUUAGGCAGCACCUUGAAAAGGUGAGCCUUGAGCUGUUUUGAACACUAAAUUCCUAAAUAGCUGUCCAAGGCCAUGGCUCGGUUUUAGUUCUGAGAAACCCAACCAGACUGUUGUCAUCAUUUGAAUUGCAGAAUUAGAGACCGCUAUUUUUGAGUUCAGGAUUUCUGUUUGUUUGGUGCAUUUCAUUUUGUUUUUCAAGACAAGGGUUUCUUCCUUGUUGUCCUGGAACUUACUCUGUAGACCAGCCUGGCUUUGAACUCACAGAGAUCCUCCUGCCUCUGCCUCUGCUUCCCGACUGCUAGGAUUAGAGGCAUACACCACCACUGCCCUGCUAAGCUCAGAGUUUUUUAUUUCUACUUUGGAAUUCCUCAGUGGAAAGAAAGGUAGAGCAGGAGAGGGGGUGUGGUCAAGUGAUGGCUCCCCUCCAGGUCCUUGCAGGUUUACCUUAAGGAGUGGAGCUUAGCAGGGCUUCAUCUGUAGUCCUGAGGCUAGUGACUUCCCUGUUAAUAGCAAGCAUCCCGAUAGUGUUUCAUCUCGAGUACACACAGUCCUGGAAUCUCCGCCUUCCUCUCCUGAGAGAGUGCGGAUGGCAAAAGACUACUGUAGCACUUGUGAACUGGCUCACAGCAAAUCCCAGAGCUGACCGCACUACUCCCGAAAGUACCCUUCACCAAAUCUUGGCUCUGACCCACCGCUGUUUCAUGCCCAAGAUAACUCAGAAGGCAACCUCAGGAGCUCUGGACCCAAACCUUGCAAAGUCAGUAGUUGUCACUGUGAUGCAAAGUCCUCUCCCUGCAAGGUGGGACUAGGCUGCCUCCUCACAGCCCUUCCCUCGGAGAGAAAGCCUCUUGAGACCAGGCUGCGGAGCUCUGGAGAUUCAGCACGGGACUACAGAACUGCUGCUCUCAGUUCAGCCACUUCUGUCCUGGCACGUGGGAGACAUGAUUCUGUCACAUCAAGUCCUGUCUGUUUGCUGGAAAGGAAUAAUACAAGUUUGUAUAAUCAUUGCCUUGGUGGCAACAGGAGCUACAGUGACUUCGAAGGAUGUCGUCCUCUUUGCCGCUUUCCCAGUUCGACUGUCCCGACAAAUGACCUGCAUUGUGGUGCCACUGUGGCAUUAGUGCUAGCAUUUCACACAGUCAGAAGCUCAGCCUGCAUAGAGUCCUGUGAGGCAUGAAGGGUAAAUGCAGUUUCACUCAGCCUGGUUGACCUCAGCCCCACAGCUAACACAACACAGUCAGGCCGCGGGUCCCUCACUGCGGCAUUCUCAACCCCUGGGUUGCCACCCAUUUGCAGCCCCUAUAUCCAAAACCAUUUACAUUAUGAUUUAUAACAGUAGCAGCAUUAGUUGUGAAAUAGCAAAGAUUUUAUGGUUGGGGGUUACCACCACAAAGGGUCGCAGCAGCAGGAAGUUUGAGAACCCUGCACCACAGGGUCCAUCUCACACCUGCCUCUGCCACCAUUGUUCCCAAAACUGACUGGAAACUGAGCUUUUGAAACUGUCUCGAUGUGGUGCUUGAGGGCCAGAUUGACAGUAGCAGAAUUACUGGAAUGGAUGCUCUAGUGACAUCUGCAUUUGUACAGGGGCGGGGUUGGGCGGGGCGGGGCGGGGUUGGGCAGGGUGUGUUCAGAGUCACUGUACUUACAGUCCAGCCCAGAGCUGCUGGCAGUCAUGCCCAGGGGUCUGCCUUGUGCGUGCUAGCAAGGCUGUGCUGCAGAUCUCACUUCCUGCCCCAGAGUUCUGCUGUAGUAUGUUCGUUUACAGUGAUAGACGGUUCCAUUGUGUACGACGGUCUCUGACUCUAUGCCUACAGUAUUUACAGUGUCAAAGAUUAAAAGUGUCGCCUGUCCAUUUGGCCGUCACUGGGAAACAGUGCUUCCAACAGUGCUCUGUACGUAACCUGUAAGCAUUUCAACCCCGCCACGCCAGUGUGGCCUGGCGUUACGUUGGCGAGCCAUCUUGUACGUUCUCACUUGGUCCUCGUUCUUCUGCGACCUGAAAUAGUUGUUCCCUCUGCUCUGGGAGCUGGCGGCUGGGGAACAGCAGCAGCUUGUCUUGUAAGGUCCUGCCAGGAGGGCAACAAGUGACUAUAAGGAGGCUGUUAGUGAGCCUCUGACAGCUUGUGAACUUGCUGUAAUUAAAACAAAAACUUCCCUGUU
This is a messenger RNA of Rattus norvegicus (Norway rat), 4320 nucleotides long. RefSeq names its product solute carrier family 11 member 2 (gene Slc11a2). The record is from RefSeq and is marked validated. Gene Ontology annotation, biological process: metal ion transport; zinc ion transmembrane transport; nickel cation transmembrane transport. The coding region runs from base 1 to 1779 and encodes 592 amino acids. Gene Ontology annotation, cellular component: late endosome membrane; recycling endosome membrane; Golgi apparatus. Lineage: Eukaryota; Metazoa; Chordata; Mammalia; Rodentia; Muridae. Gene Ontology annotation, molecular function: metal ion transmembrane transporter activity; iron ion transmembrane transporter activity. The transcript has 16 exons.